This is a messenger RNA of Hydractinia symbiolongicarpus, 5798 nucleotides long. RefSeq lists its product as uncharacterized. The record is from RefSeq and is a predicted model, not a curated record. The transcript has 2 exons. Bases 4169 to 5647 code for a protein of 492 amino acids. NCBI's taxonomy places the organism in Eukaryota, Metazoa, Cnidaria, Hydrozoa, Anthoathecata, Hydractiniidae.
AAUUUUUAAGAGGAGUAUGUUUAGGUGACAACCCGACAAUAUUUCAAGCCUUUUAAAGAAAGCUUUUCUUCUAUUUAAUGAUACUUUUAACUAAAACCUUAUCAUUAACACUACAAUCAUAGUACAGCUAAUUUUUAAAUUUGCGACAUCAAGUGAUAAACUAUAUUGUUUUUUCCAUAUUGCAGUUGCAACUUGUCAAUGUUCACAACGGACUUAGGACAUACGUUCUUAGGUUAUUUAAUUAAAUCCAUACUUCUUAAAAUAUGCUAACUGUUGCUGACGUUAGCACGAUCAUUUUUCUUGAAUUUCGGGACCCUUAUGGGCCCCGGCGUGAAUUAUUAAAUUGCGUGGGAGCGCUAGAGAAUGCCACUAUCAGAUUUUUAAUGCUUUCCACCUGGCCUUCAAUUUGACACUUUUCUCCAUGUUCGAAAAAUGACGAAAGGACUGCCUUUGUUUCAAUAAUUUCGUCAGUUGGAUGGCCCGUUGAAAAUCCCCCUAAUUAGGCAGGCAUGUAGUAAUACAUAUUGUGUUGUGAUGACGUCAUUAAGAACUAUUAAACCUCAAGAACCCUGUCACCGGCCGGUUUUUGAAAUGAGCGCGACCAUCUGUGAUUUUGGGAAAUUGCUUCUAUUUUGGUCACCGGUGACGCCUAGCUACCCAUGCGAGAGCGAAAAAAAAAAGUGAUAUUAAGUGCAAUUUAAUAGAAUGUAUUUUUGUUUUGCUUUUGUUUUAAAGUUCUUUUGGGUUUAAUUUCUCAAAUAGCAAAUAUUUUAAAUUCUGCGUAGAUUAUAUUUGACAUAUUUUAACAAAACUCGCAAACUUUUCCACAUUAGAUUUUUUCGCUUAAGGUAUUAGAAGAAACACUAUUUAGAAAUCCUCCGCUCGAUACGCUUGGCUCUAUUUUUUCUUACGCUGAUACUCCUUUUUAAAUGGAAUUUACACUUAACAUUAAAACGGAACAAUACUUAACAAUACGUCAUUGUUUUUAUAAAACAUUUUUCGUUUCUUUCUGUUAAAACGUUCAAAUGAUUUCCACUUUCAGUAUGGAUCGGAACUGAAAGUUCACCAACCAACGAGAUUCCAGAAAUCACAUUGUCCGUUCCGAUUUUACUAGCUAAGUUUGGUAUAUAUGUUAUUAUACGUUUUUUAUAAAAAACCAAGCAAACGGCGAAUUUGGAAAAGACUCUUAACAAACAGGUUUCCAAUCUCGUUCCCAGGGCUUCUUUUUCUCUUUCUGAUAUGUGGCUGGCGCGAAAGAAGUAGCUCUGGGACUGGCCGGUCAAAAUACCCACAUAUAGUGGGUAUUUUUGAAAGAGCCGUUUGUCUUGCUUGUCCAGAUUUUACCGAAGGGAUAUAGGAAGGUAACUGAGCAUAAAAACAAGCAUAUGGCGAGUAAAAAUUUAGUUAUAGCUGGCUAACAAGAUGGAAAAUAUAAUACAACUUUUUUCCAAACUUCGACUUGCUCUAGAGAAAGGUUUUGACCCAAAUUUUGUGUUAAAGCCCAAACAAAUCAUUUGCUUUAAACAACUAAUUAAUUGAAACGAUACUCUUGCGGCUUUGCCUACUGGAUAUGGAAAAUCCAUUUUGUACUAGUUACUUCCUUUUGUAAUGCCUUUACAGAAGAAAGAAACAUAGUGAUUGUUGUUAGCCCUCUCAACGCUAUCAUUGAGGAUCAACAAAAAAUUUUGAGCCAAAGAUGUGUAAAAGUUGCUACACUUACUUAUGAAAGGGAAGAAAUGUACAGAAUAUCUUUUUGAACAUUUGAAUACCUAAGAUCCUGUCGAACCAAAUUUCAAAGUUUCACAUGAAAUAAAAAAUGGAGAUAUCAUAUUUCUCCCCCAUCAAAACUGGAAAGUUACCUACAAGAAAUUGGACGUGCAGGGAGAAAUGGUGCACAGUCAAAUGCCAUAUCGUACUACAACAACUCUGACAUCAGUAAAAAUAAUUUAAAAAUGGAUGAAUCAAUUAAAAAAUAUUGUCAAGCGGCUGAUUGUCUCAGAAAAUCAUUGCUCAAAUACUUCAGUUUUAAAUGCGAAACACAAGACAAUUGUUGUGAAAACUGAAUAUUUUUCUCCUGUUCAUCAUAUACAAAUGUCAGAUAAAUCAAUACGUUUAGAGCUAGAAAUGAUUAAUGUUGAAAAGGAAGAAGACUCUCAUUUAUUAACAUUUGAGUUUAAUUUGACACAUGAUGUUAUUGGAAAAAUUUCCAACAAUUUUCAUUUAAUAACUUGUGAAUGUGAUUUAUUGCAUAAAUUUGAUGUUUGGGAUGAAAGGUAUUCGACAAAAAUUUUUGAUCUCAUCAAAAAUGUUUGAAUUUAUAAGUAUAGAAAUAAUAUAUAUAGUUUUUAUUUGUUCUUUUAUUUUGUUGAAAACAUUUUUUAUUGGUAAGGUUGGACCAUUAGAAUUUUUGUGAAGCAGAUUGUGUAUAUAUAUACUCUAGAUAGCUUGUUUGAUUAUGCAACAAAUUUAUAAUCAAAUAAAUAAUUGAUGGGUCAAACAACAUUUAUCUGUAAAGAUAUUUUAGACAUCCAAUAUCAGCAAUAUUUUUUAAAGUCCAGCUUGCAAUAAAAAGUUUAUGUUUUUAUGCAUAUUCACAUUCUAAUAAUGUAUAUUUAUAACAAAUUGUGUGUAAGAAUAUUUUACUGAUAAAUACCUAUUUCAUAUUUAUGAUUAUCAAGCCAUUUAUGAAAGUCACUCACAUUUAAAUAGCAUAGUGGAUUACUCUUUCUAUUGCAAAAGCUUAUAACUCGAGUUAUAACUUUUAACUGAACUUAUAAUUUUAACUUCAGUUAUAACUUAUAAUUCGAAUUAUAACUAAAACGGUGACUUAAAACUUAACCUAAUUAGAAUUAUAGGAUACCUCACGGUGAUAUAUUCUACUGACUAAUUCGUGUUUAGAAUGCCUUGUUGAUAUGUUUCGAAGUAUUAAAUAUUUAUGAGAUAUAGAAGAUUCAUUAGCGCUAGAAAAAAAUUUUGUUGUUUGCUUAAUGCAGAAUUAUUUGUUUUCUUUUAAAAGCAACACGUUUGUUAAGUACUGUAAUCUUCGGAUGAGUCGGAAUCAAAAUGUUCUAACGUUGUACUUGGCUUCCAGUUUAAACCUAAACGUAGGGGGGAUUUAUCGGACUCAUCGUGGGUGACAUAUGACAGUGAUAGCGAUGGGGAAAUAGCAGAAUUAAGGAUUAACCUUGACGCUACGUCGUGGUGUAAAUGCAACAAUUGCCGUCAAAUGAGCACUGAAACUGAAUGUUUUUGCUGUCACGAACUGGAAUCAAGACAUAUAUAUAUUGCCUACAAGGUGUGUACUUUUUAGCGGGAUAUACGAAACAUUAUAUGCUGAUUAUUAAGUUAUUAAAAAUAUACUCUUUAGAAAUAAACUGUAUAGUCAGUCACGAAGAUUUCGACCCGAUUGAUUUAAGGAAAGGAAAUCUCUGGACUGCUUUGGUUGGAAUGUAUGAUAGAGAAUCGACAUAUCUUCCUCCAAGAAAUGACGUUCCCAAUAAAACAUAUUGCUAUGCUGCUUACCGACAGUUCACGUGGUGGGUUCACAACAGACUUGGCAAAUCUGUGCGAAGGGUCAUCCCGUCAUGUGCAGAGACAAAAAUUCGUAAUGCUUAUCCAGAGCCUGACGGGGUAUACACAGGAUAUAUGGAAGGGCGUGUAGUUCCUGAAAAUGAGUUAACAUGGGUUUUCCAUGAUGCCGAAAAUGUAUUUUAACUUAAUUAAAAAAAUAAAAAAAAUAAAAAAAUAAUAUGUACAAACAUAGUCAUAAGAAAAAGAGAUGGUGAAUCGCGCGGCUCUAUUGUUUAUGUUUUUGUUAGCAGAAUAUACCUCGUACCCAGUGCUUUGACUGCACGCUCGUGUUGAAAAAUGGCGCAUUUAAGUAGUUAGUUACUGUAAACAACAUAGGAUUAACAAACAUUUAAACAGAAUUAUUUUCAACAUGCCUGGCGAAAAUUGCUCUAUAUACGGUUGCACAGUUUCACGAAAGGCUAAAUAUAAAGGUCUAUCUAUUUUUAAAGUUCCUGCUGGUGAGAAUCAAUUUGACAAGUCGUGGAGAGAAAAGUAAGUUGAUGUUGUGAUAAGAGAUAGGGAAGUUGAUCAUGCUCUAAGGGAUAGAAUUCAAAGAAAGAAAAUAUAUAUUUGUGAAAAGCACUUUAGCGAAGAUCAAAUGAAUCGUAACCACUCUAGCAGAACCACACUUGUUCCCGGUGCUAUCCCCACAAUAAACCUUCCUAUCAAAAGUUUUCCUUCAUCCUCCACAUGUUCUAGGCCUCGUCAAUCAGCACAAUCAAUUUUGCAGAAAAAAAUUGAACCAGUGGAAAAUGUCAUUACUGAUCAGUACAAGUCAUUUACAGAUUUUAUUUCUAAAACUCAGUUAUUGAAAUUAGUCGGUUGGAGUUUUACCUAUACAAGUGAUUGUGCUUCUUUUGCCUGUCAUGAUGCUAUCCACUCAGUUCCAAAGUAUGAGAUAUAUGUUGAUAAUAAUCUUGUUUUUACUGUUCGUGUUUUAUUAUGGUCUGUUCCUGCUAAACACGACAUUUAUUCUCAAUCACUAAAACUUAUUACAAUCACAUAUUUAACAAGAUUAAUUAUGGAUUUGAAAUUAUGCCCAGGUUUGACAGACCACUUUGCUGGUAGCUGUCUUGAGCACUGUGUUCCAAAAGUAUUUAACAUCAAGGAUAGUACUAGUGCACCUCUUCAUCAAAGCAAAUGGUAUCGAUCUCCAAAUUGCAUAGUUCUUAUUCCACCUUCUUCUGCAAAAUGCUUGGAAUGUGUUAGGUCGGAGUCAAAGGAAAGCCUAAGUUUGAAAAGGAAAAGGGACAAUUUAAUUUCACCUGCCAAACUUAAAGCACCAAUUUCCAUGACUUCUCCAGACCGAAUCAUAAAAACCCUUCAAAAUCACCGGUUGGAAAAUAAAGAAUUAAAGGAAGAGUUAAAGAAAAUGCAAGAUGAAAUUUCCACUUGUGCAGUUUCAGUCCAAAAAAGUCUUGGUGAUGAUUUCAUAAAAAUUAUGUCAACAACUAAUCGCAAGAUACCACCAUUCAUGAAAUUUUUUUGGGAAGAGCAGCAGAAAUAUUUAUCAUCAUCGAAAACUGGUGUUCGCUAUCAUCCUAUGAUCAUUCGUUACUGCUUGGGUUUAGCUGCAAAAUCCUCCGCCUUUUAUGAUGAGAUUCGUGUUGACGAUAAGAAAGACAGUGGUUUCUUGGUACUCCCUAGUAGACGUCGUUUAAGGGACUAUAAGAACUAUAUUCGUCCGAAGCAAGGUUUUAACAAAGACGUUAUCCAGGAAUUGUGUAAUAUGGUCUCCAAAUUCCAACCACAUGAGAAAUAUGCAAUAUUUUUAAUGGAUGAAAUGAAAAUUCAAGAAAGUCUUGUGUGGGAUAAGCAUAAUGGUGAUCUUAUCGGUUUUGUUGACCUUGGUGAUAUUGAUCUAAAUUAUGUUGCGUUGGAAAAGGUUGAUGAAAUUGCAUCUCAUGUCUUAGUUUUUCUUGUGAGAAGCAUUGUAAAUCCUUUAAAAUUUUCAUUUGCAAAUUUUGCUACUACCAAUGUCACAUCAAUUCAAUUGUUUCCUCUCUUUUGGAAAGCGGUUGGCAUACUGGAGGAAAAAUGUGGCAUAAAAGUUGUUGGUGUCUGUUAUGGCGGAUGAGGAACGGUACAUCUACUUCAUCUCAGAUCCACCACACUUAAUUAAAACAGCCCGCAAUUGCCCGAGUAAUUCUCUUGCAGGAAGAUGUACCAGAAGUAUGUGGAAUGAUGGAAGUUAUAUCACCUGGAACCAUAUUUCAAAGUUAUUCCUU